CUAUGUACCCAAACCCGACCCAAACUCUCUACCCCGCGGCUCCUCUUGCUUCUCCUCAGCCCCGAGCUGAGAAAAAAUCCCUAUUCUCCACCAAAACCCUAAUUUUUUCGCACAUCAAAGAACCCAACUCAUUAAGUUUUGCUCCUUUUCUCUCUUUUCCCAAUCUUAAGCCGCCUCUUCUAGCCUCCGCCGCCCUUUUUUCUCCUGGAAUUUCGCGAUGGCUAGGUGGGAUGAGAUUUUGACACUCCCAGUGCAGAAUCCACCAACUUCAGAAUUCUCUGCUGCUGACAUCGUUUGGUCUAGGGUGGAAGGCUGGCGAGAAACUAUGGACAGACUUGCACUCAUUCCCUUUUCCAGAGUGAACGAUUUUGUGAGAGGUGAAUCAAACAAUAAGGAUUGUCCAACUAGAUUUCAUGUAGAAGCAAGGAGAAGACGUCCUCGUGAAUCGACGUACAAACCGAAAGUUGAUGGCAUUCUCGAAUAUAUCUUGUACUGGUGUUCCUUUGGCCCAGAUGAUCAUAGAAAAGGUGGUGUAAUUCGUCCGAGCAGAAGCUAUUCUGCAAAGAGGAAAACUCCUGCAGGCCGACCAAAUACAAAGAGAGGUUGUGUGUGCCAUUUCAUUGUGAAACGUUUAAUAGCCGAACCGUCAGUUGCGCUUAUCAUUUAUAAUCAAGAUAAGCAUGUGGACAAGAAAGGACAACCUUGUCAUGGUCCUCAGGAUAAAAAGGCUGCUGGAACCCAAGCAAUGUUUGCUCCAUACAUAUCUGAUGAGUUACGCCUUCAGAUUAUGUCUUUGCUAUAUGUUGGAGUUCCUGUGGAAACCAUAAUGCAGAGGCACACUGAAGCGGUUGAGAAACAAGGGGGGCCAUGUAACCGUGAUGAUCUUCUCAGUCACCGAUAUGUGCGGAGGUUGGAGAGAAAGAUCAGACGUUCCACAUAUGAGUUGGAUUCUGAUGAUGCUGUUAGUAUCUCAUUGUGGAUUGAAAACCAUCGGGAUCAUAUUUUCUUUUAUGAAGAUUUCUCUGAUUCAGAACCUUUUAUUUUGGGCAUUCAAAGCGAGUGGCAACUCCAGCAAUUAAUUAACUUUGGCAACCGUAGUGUUCUGGCUGCUGAUUCAAAGUUUGGUACAAACAAAUUAAAGUACCCUAUCUACAGUCUCCUCGUUUUUGACUCGAAUAACAAUGCAAUUCCCGUUGCCUGGAUCAUGACUCCGAACUUUGCAAGCUGUGAAAUUCAUAGGUGGAUGGGAGCUCUUUACAAUAGGGUUCGUUCAAAAGACCCAACAUGGAAGUUAGGUGGUUUCAUUGUUGAUGAUCCAUUGGCGGAUGUGCUGACAAUCAGGGAGGUCUUUCAAUGCUCUGUCUUGAUAAGCUUUUGGCGUGUUCGUCAUGCUUGGCAUAAAAUUUUGAUGGAGAAAUGUCCGGAAACUGAAAUACGUGCCGAAAUGUCAAGGAGGCUGGGAGAAAUAGUAACCAGGAUCUGCAAAGGAAAAGGUGAUAUUGUGUCUUUUGAGUCUUUCAUGGAAGAUUUUGUUGAUUGCUCAGAUUUCUUGGAUUAUUUUAAGGCUGUAUGGUAUCCCAGAAUAGGGACAUGGACUACUGCCUUGAAGGCCCUCCCACUUGCUAGCACGGAGGUCUCUGCAGCUAUUGAAUGCUACCACACACAACUAAAACCCAGGCUGUUGAAUGAGGAGGAUGCAAGCGUUUACCAACGUGCGGAUUGGCUUGUUGAUAAGCUAGGUACCAAGGUGCAUUCAUAUUACUGGCUAGAUGAGUAUGCUGGCAAAGAAAAUUUUGCCCGAUAUUGGAAAAAUGAGUGGAAAAGUGGCUUGUCAUCUUGGAGGAUGGCGUUGCAGAUUCCUGAUUCAGAUGUUAUUGUGGAUGGAAAAAAUGCGAAAGUUCUUAGCAGUAGAGAUCGAGCGGUGUUUCAUAUUGUACAAAACCCAGGUUCGGAGUUUGCAAUAUGCAGCUGUAGUUGGUCAAGGAUGGGGAAUCUUUGUAAGCAUGUGAUUAAAUCAGCUAGGGUUUAUCGGGAUAAGGGCUUGGCAACAUCAUCUACUAGUCUCUUUGAGUAUAGGAGGAUAUUAAUGAAUAUCCUUCACUGCCCUCCAAAUGAUUCUCUAAUCCGUGAUCAUGCAGUUGCUUUGGCUGUUUCUGUGCAGUCACAGUUAAGUGCGCUGUUUGACAUGAGAAGUGCAGCUUCUAGGAAGCAACAAACAGAUGCUACUGAACCUGGAGUUGGUAACGGCGUCAGUUCGGAUGAUCCCAAUGAAGAUUUGAUGAAUGAGAAGCAGUCAGUUUCAGAAAACCAUGAUGAACUAUUGGAUAGUGAGAAUGCUUUUAUCGCUAGAGAUAAUGAUAUAACAGGCUGUGGCAGUGUAGAAAAUGAUGUUAUGCUGCUUGCUAAGACCGAUGGCAAUGUUACUGUUGGUGACCAUCCAGAGAAGGAUUUAGGGUUAGACUCAGUUGCCUGUGGUGCUUUAAAUACUGGUAUUGGGUCUCAAGAUGAUAUGCCAGUGGAUAAGGAGGCUGCCCAAGUACCAAGCGGCGAUAGAAUUAGUGAUGGUGCUCAUGAGAAUGCUGUCACUGAGAUGAGUAUGGAUAUUGAUCUACCAUUAGUUCAGUGCUCACCGUCAUCAUUAAGAUCUGAAGAUUCUAGUGAUAAGAUUAGUGUUCCGUAUUUUCCAAUUGGAAGGUUGGCGGGUUUGCUGAUUUUUGACUGCAAUAGCGAGCUGACAUGA
This is a messenger RNA of Asparagus officinalis (garden asparagus), 2740 nucleotides long. RefSeq lists its product as uncharacterized. The record is from RefSeq and is a predicted model, not a curated record. The coding region runs from base 218 to 2740 and encodes 840 amino acids. The transcript has 8 exons. Gene Ontology annotation, molecular function: zinc ion binding. Lineage: Eukaryota; Viridiplantae; Streptophyta; Magnoliopsida; Asparagales; Asparagaceae.